GGCAACACUUAAAUCGUUUGCCUUUCAUUUGAAAUUUACAAUACUUGAAGACGGACACCAAGUUUAACAAUAUGUUUAGACAAACGCUUUGGUGCAUAUUAAUAGUUAGUUUCUCAAAGCAUAUUAGCUGUCAGAAUAACCAUGUGUUUGGGGACUUUUUGAAAGAGAUAAAUUACGCACAUGGCGUUCGCAAGUCAGUUGAUAGGUAUUCAAAAGAACUGAAUAGUUUUCAAAAUGCUAUGAAAGGGACUACCGAUAUGGCUGCAGAACCUUCCAAAACAACGGAUGACACCAUCCAGCAAGCUGUAUUCCUAUUGGGUAAAAGUCUGGCAGCACCCGAAUUCAACGUUAGCGAAGAAUGUACCAAUAGCACCAAUCUUGUUUUACAAGAAUUAACCGCAGGUCAGACGUGGGCAGUACGAAUGGUCGAUGCCGCCGGAAAGCCUCCUAGCGGUCUGUUCGACCUUCACACUACAUGGCUUGGGGAUUGGGAGGAAUGUCUAGCUAUCGAGCCGUUAGUGAACGACACUAGAAAUAACAUCCCAUACAAGCCGUUUGAUACACAGUACUGCACGGCUACAUUUCCGGUUGGAUCAAAAGACUCCGCCGCCUCAAUUUUGACAGGCGGAAAUACUAUUAAUAUAUUUGUCGGUGUGUGUGUCCCCCUGACGUGUUCCAACUGGUCUACUGCCAUUUUGAUACAUAAUGCACUUCAAGCCAUUCCUUCGAAUAUAACCAAAGAUAUUGUUGGGCCUUAUGUGACAUGCCAGCAAAAUUCUCUUCCAUGGUCAUCGAACGCUAUAGUAGUGCUGGUCAUUUGCGGUCUGUUUGCCUUCGUCAUGCUAGCUGCAACUGCGUAUGACGUCUUGAUCCAGCACGUGCUAAGUGUACAACCAAAAGGAUACUCCUCUUUGCCUUCAAACAAUUACGACGACUACAAAAACCACUCAAAAAUGAACGGUAACACCGGAAAUGGAUAUGUGCCCAAUGGCAGCGUUCCUAAUGGUCACGUGGUAGACGAAACAACGCCCAUUCUAGAAGGCUCUGUUGGAAGAGUUUCACACUCAGGGAGAGAUAUGAAGAAGCUAGAACACGGAGAUCAUGUUAUGACAAAAUAUCAGCCAGGCAUGGCUGGGCGCCUCCUUUUAUCUUUCUCGGUCUAUACGAAUGCGCAGAAGAUAUUAAGCACCAGCCAACCUGCAAAGACUUUGACCAGCAUCAACGGCAUCAGAUUCAUAAGCAUGCUGUGGGUUGUCUUGGGGCAUACGUACGCUUUUGGGUUACAAAUUAUAGAUAAUGGAGCAACCUUUCUACCGGCAGCGUUAAAACGAUUCUCCUUUCAAGCAAUUAGCAAUGCUACCUUUGCCGUUGAUACUUUCUUCGUUUUGAGCGGUCUCCUGGUUGCUUAUCUUACGCUGAGGGAAAUGAAGAAAUGUGGAGGUGCUAAGAAAUUCAACUGGGGAAUGUUCUACUUUCAUCGAUUCUGGAGGUUGACACCCCCAUACAUGUUGUUUCUUAUGUUCUACAUUCCUUUGGUCAAACACUGGGGAAAUGGUCCAAUCUGGCCCCAGCAGGGGAUUGAGAUCAACGAUUGUAAAGACACGUGGUGGACAAACCUAUUGUAUGUCAACAAUCUCGUUCGAACAGAUAAGAUGUGCAUGGGUUGGUCAUGGUACCUUGCGAACGAUAUGCAGUUCUACGUUAUAAGUCCGCUAAUGCUUAUAUUACUUUACACUUCGCGACUUUGGGGAGCUAUUUGUUGCGGCGCCUUUGUACUUCUAAACUUUAUCGUUGCCGGUGUUCUAUCAAAGGUUAACCAUCUUCCGUCAAACUUCGUUCUUGGGGACAAUGGAGGAGAUGAUUUCAACCUUCUGUAUAUCAAGCCCUGGUGCAGGGUAGGGCCUUACGCUGUGGGCAUAUUCACCGGAUAUGUUCUUUACCGUACUGAAUGCAAAGUUAGGAUUCCUAAGGUCUGGAAUUUGCUUGGAUGGGCCAUAGCCACAGCAGUUGCUCUUGCUAUACUUUAUGGACUGUGGACGCCUGACCUGACACCGAAACUCGGAGAGGACAUGUCAGCACUUUACAAUGCGACAGCGAGAACGGCCUGGGGUGCCUGUAUUGCAUGGGUUAUAUUCUCUUGUGCAACGGGGCAUGGCGGUCCAGUGAACGCCCUCCUGUCCUGGAAGGCCAUUAUACCAUUGAGUCGGUUGACCUACUGUUGUUACCUUGUACAUCCGGUGGUCAUGUACACGUACUAUUACAGUCGACGGACUCUUAUGCAUUGGUAUGAUUUGGAUCUGAGUUACUUGUUCCUGGGAAACCUUUGCCUCUCAUAUGCAGUUGCCUUUGUCGUCUCACUUGCCUUUGAGUCACCGAUGAUGGGGUUGGAAAAAGUAGUGCUUGGACGAGGAAAGAACAGCUAGAUCCGCCAGUCCCAUUUUUGUUCUUGAUAUUUGUAAUGUGCAAUAGUAAAGUGACUUGAUAUUUAUAACGAUGAA
Molecule: messenger RNA, 2498 nt
Organism: Mya arenaria
Lineage: Eukaryota; Metazoa; Mollusca; Bivalvia; Myida; Myidae
Product: nose resistant to fluoxetine protein 6-like
Exons: 16
Coding region: 72-2423 (783 amino acids)
Molecular function (GO): acyltransferase activity, transferring groups other than amino-acyl groups
Source: RefSeq, a predicted model, not a curated record